AAAAAUAUGAAAGAUCACUAUCAUUAUCCUGUACAUAACUCCACAGUAAGUGUACCCUAAAAAUCUUAAAGGAAUGUCCUCCCAGAAACAAAGGGUAUUGUUUUCAUUUCUCUGCGUCUCCUGUUUUUCUCUCUUGUUUCCCCUAUUAUUUUUUCCCUUGAUCACCUUGAAGUCAUGUUUUCCUGUAUCAAUCUUGUGGUAUCUAUCAUGAGUCUUUGAUUGAAUUUAUGUAAAACCAGUUUAGAAAUUGAUCGAAAAAAAAUGCCUCCAAUGUAUUUUCCACUGAGGUGGGAAAGUACAGGAGAUCAAUGGUGGUAUGCAUCUCCAAUAGAUUGGGCAGCUGCAAAUGGUCAUUAUGAUCUAGUAAGAGAAUUACUUCAUCUUGAUAUGAAUCUUUUCAUAAAACUCACUUCUCUUCGAAGAAUUCGCCGUCUUGAGACUGUUUGGGACGACGAAGCUCAGUUUGAUGAUGUUGCUAAAUGUAGGUCUCAAGUUGCUAAGAAGCUGUUACAUGAAUGUGAAACUACUAAGAGUGCUGGAACUAAUAACUCUUUGAUUAGAGGUGGUUAUGGUGGUUGGCUUCUUUAUACUGCUGCUUCAGCUGGUGAUGUUGGUUUUGUUCAAGAAUUGUUAGAAAGAGAUCCUUUGUUGGUAUUUGGUGAAGGAGAAUUUGGUGUGACUGAUAUAUUUUAUGCUGCUGCUAGGAGUAAGAACUCUAUGGUGUUUAAGGUUUUGUUAGAUUUUUCUCUGUCACCGAGAUGUUUGAUAAGUAGUCGAGGUGAAUUGGAGCAAAGGCAGGAAAUGGAGAUUCCUUCGGUGUUUAAGUGGGAGAUGAAGAAUAGAGCUAUCCAUGCUGCUGCCAGAGGAGGGAAUUUUGACGUGUUGAAGGGUCUUGUUGAUGAUGGUUCUGAUGAUAUUUUGUGUUUUAGAGAUGUUCAAGGUUCUACUAUUUUGCAUGCUGCAGCUGGUAGAGGUCAAGUUGAGGUAGUGAAGGGUCUAGUGGCAUCUUUUGAUUUCAUCACCUCAGUAGACAAUCAAGGGAAUUCUGCAUUACAUGUGGCUGCUUUUCGGGGACACCUGCCGGUGGUAGAGGCUCUGAUAAUCUCAUCUCCUUUGUCCACCUCUUCAACCAACAACUGUGGAGAUACUUUUAUCCACAUGGCCGUGUCUGGAUUUAGAACUCCUGGUUUUCGAAGGUUGGACCGACAAACUGAGCUCUUGAAGCAGUUGGUCUUGGGAAAGAUUGUUAACAUGAAAGAUGUAAUCAACAUCAGGAACAAUGAGGGAAGAACUGCUCUUCACGCAGCUGUUGUUGGGAACAUUCAUGGCAAUUUGGUGGAACUCCUGAUGACCAUUCCAUCAAUUGACCUAAAUAUCCGUGAUUCAAGUGGCAUGACUCCGUUAGAUCUCCUCAGACAACGACCACGAUCUGCAUCGUCUGAAAUACUUAUCAAGCAAUUGAUUUCAGCUGGGGGUAUAUCCAAUUCACAGGAUUAUAUGGCAGCAAGUUACAUUGUUUCUCACUUAAAGAUGCAGGGAAUUGGUAGCAGUCCAGGAACCUCCUUUAGAAUUCCCGACACUGAGAUAUUCCUGUACUCUGGCAUUGAUUUACCUGAUGCUGGUCGGGAUCAAGUCAACAGCGCAAGACCAAGUGCUUGCUCGAGUGAAAUGAGUCACGAGUCAGUUGUCGAUAAUCGUAUUUCGAUGGAUAGUAAAAAGCAAGGUUCUAUGAAUAAUGCAGCAAGACGUUUAAAGAUUCUCCUCCAAUGGCCUCGACGAAUGGAUAAGAAAUCUAAUGGCACGAGAAAGUUAAGGGAUCAGAUUCUGGAAAAGUGGAGUGAUUCCGACGAAACUCCAACCCCACUACGACAGCGAUUCUCGAAAAAUUCGUCCAUUCCCAACAAUAAAAGGAUUCUUUCUGUGAGAGGUAGUUCUCCUAGUCCGUCCACCAAGAAGAAAUACACCGCAGGUCUAAUGCACGGUGUAAUUCAGGCCAUACCCCAUUUAUCAGCACAUUCUCGAUCACCCUCUAGUUCAUUCUCAAGGUCAUCGAUAUCAUCUUCACCAAUUUCCUCAUUAGAUAAACAGAAGGGAGUUUAUACUGGAAAUGGAAUCGACUGUGCAGGACCUUCUUAUUCGAAUCCAUCGUUUAAUAUUAAAACACAAGAAACAACUAGGAAAUCAACCUCUAUCAGUAAGAAGAAGAUCAACCAGUAUCUCUGCUUUGGUGCACAAGGACUUACAGUGGAAGAGAAAGUUAACCGCCAACAACCAAGCGAGGGUUGCAAGAGAAGGAUAGUGUCAGUAGCAUGAUCGAAGUAUUUCAGGUUUGUUACUAUUAAUUGUAAUUGUUGAUUAGAUUAUUGCAGUUAAUUGUAAUUCUUGUUGUUUGGGUUGUAUAAAUAAUUGUAUAAACGAUCGACUUAAGUUCAGUGAUGUUUAACUGUAUAUUGUUCA
This is a messenger RNA of Papaver somniferum (opium poppy), 2457 nucleotides long. RefSeq lists its product as uncharacterized. The transcript has 2 exons. The coding region runs from base 262 to 2313 and encodes 683 amino acids. Lineage: Eukaryota; Viridiplantae; Streptophyta; Magnoliopsida; Ranunculales; Papaveraceae. Gene Ontology annotation, molecular function: protein binding. The record is from RefSeq and is a predicted model, not a curated record.